UAAUUUCAUCGGAUCAUUCUAUUCCAAAACCAAGGCUAUGGUGGAGGAUCUGCUGAAGAACUAUGAGAAUGUGUGCACAUUACGAGUCAGAAUGCCCAUCUCAUCUGAUUUAUCCAACCCUCGUAACUUCAUCACUAAGAUCACUCGUUACGACAAAGUAGUUGACAUUCCAAAUUCCAUGACAAUACUAGAUGAACUCCUCCCUAUAUCAAUUGAGAUGGCCAAGAGAAACCUCACUGGCAUAUGGAACUUCACAAACCCUGGAGUGGUCAGCCAUAAUGAGAUUCUGGAGAUGUAUAGGGAAUACAUUGAUCCAAACUUCACUUGGAAGAACUUCACCCUUGACGAGCAAGCAAAGGUCAUUGUUGCUCCGCGAAGCAACAAUGAGCUUGAUGCUACCAAACUAAAGAAGGAAUUUCCUGAGCUCUUGUCAAUCAAGGAGUCCCUUAUACAAAAUGUGUUCAAGCCUAACCGUAAGACCCCUGUGGCUUGAACAAUUUGUGGUUCGUGUUUUGUUUGGAGAUUCUAUAUUUGCUUUAUUUUCAUGCCUGUGGACAUUACAGGUUCUUUUUACCAAAUGUAGCCUGUCAUAGCUUUUUGUCUGUUUUGACUUUUGAGUUUUUUAUUUCUAUUAUUUCAGUAUGAAUAAUUUGGGAAUAUCCCUUUCCGUGUAUUACUUGUUCAAAAGAAUUAGACUUUUGUUCAAACUUCUAGCUGCUUGUUUAAUUUUUAGUUUCAUUCUGCAUGCUGUUUAUAUUCCUACUUUUCCCA
This is a messenger RNA of Cuscuta europaea, 771 nucleotides long. The record is from the annotation of a GenBank genome assembly. NCBI's taxonomy places the organism in Eukaryota, Viridiplantae, Streptophyta, Magnoliopsida, Solanales, Convolvulaceae.